Messenger RNA from Oryza sativa Japonica Group (Japanese rice), 2957 nucleotides. RefSeq names its product cryptochrome-1. Lineage: Eukaryota; Viridiplantae; Streptophyta; Magnoliopsida; Poales; Poaceae. Gene Ontology annotation, cellular component: nucleus; cytoplasm. Gene Ontology annotation, molecular function: deoxyribodipyrimidine photo-lyase activity; blue light photoreceptor activity; FAD binding. The record is from RefSeq and is a predicted model, not a curated record. Gene Ontology annotation, biological process: entrainment of circadian clock by photoperiod; circadian regulation of gene expression; blue light signaling pathway.
AUGAGAUAAAUGGCCAAUAGGAAAAGUUGAGAACAAAUCCAAACCAACCAAUCCCAAUAUCCACAUACCACCUCUCCAUUGGACCACAGUUUCUCUCUCCCCACAACCAAACCAAAACUAAGAAACCCCUGCUGCUCUCUGCAAGAACUCCAUCAAAUUCCCCAGCCAAAAACACUCAGAUAAUUUUUUUUAUUAGAAAAAAAGAAAGGAGAUUAGCCAGCCAGUCUGCUGCUCCAUCUCAGUGCUCACGCACUCACUCUGAGGAGUGAAAUCCAAUCCAGCCCACUCCGGAGUUCCUGGAAAAUCCUCGCGAAGUCCAAGAAAAAAAAUAUUACCACUGCCAUUUCUUGGUUUCUUGAUAGCUUCUCCUAGCUGCUGCCGCCCAAUCAUCCGAGAGAGCGAGCAAGUAAGAAAGAUUGAUUGAUUGCUUGAUUGGGAGUGUCCUUUGGGCGAGCUGUGGUGGGAUUUAGCGGCAUGUCAGCGUCGCCGUCGUCGAUGAGCGGCGCCGGCGCCGGCGAGGCGGGGGUGCGGACGGUGGUGUGGUUCAGGCGGGACCUGCGCGUGGAGGACAACCCGGCGCUGGCGGCGGCGGCGCGGGCGGCCGGGGAGGUGGUGCCGGUGUACGUGUGGGCGCCGGAGGAGGACGGGCCGUACUACCCGGGGCGGGUGUCCCGGUGGUGGCUCAGCCAGAGCCUCAAGCACCUGGACGCCUCGCUCCGGCGGCUCGGCGCCAGCAGGCUCGUCACCCGCCGCUCCGCCGACGCCGUCGUCGCGCUCAUCGAGCUCGUCCGCAGCAUCGGCGCCACGCAUCUCUUCUUCAACCACCUCUACGACCCGCUGUCGCUGGUGAGGGACCACCGGGUGAAGGCGCUGCUGACGGCCGAGGGCAUCGCCGUGCAGUCGUUCAACGCCGACCUGCUGUACGAGCCAUGGGAGGUGGUCGACGACGACGGCUGCCCGUUCACCAUGUUCGCGCCGUUCUGGGACAGGUGCCUGUGCAUGCCCGACCCGGCGGCGCCGCUGCUGCCGCCCAAGAGGAUCGCGCCCGGCGAGCUGCCGGCGAGGAGGUGCCCCUCCGACGAGCUGGUGUUCGAGGACGAGUCCGAGCGGGGGAGCAACGCGCUGCUGGCGAGGGCGUGGUCGCCCGGGUGGCAGAACGCCGACAAGGCGCUGGCCGCGUUCCUCAACGGGCCACUCAUGGACUACUCGGUGAACCGGAAGAAGGCCGACAGCGCCAGCACGUCACUGCUGUCGCCGUACCUGCACUUCGGCGAGCUCAGCGUACGCAAGGUGUUCCACCAGGUGAGGAUGAAGCAGCUCAUGUGGAGCAACGAGGGGAACCACGCCGGCGACGAGAGCUGCGUCCUCUUCCUCCGGUCCAUCGGCCUCAGGGAGUACUCGAGGUACCUCACGUUCAACCACCCGUGCAGCCUGGAGAAGCCACUCCUGGCGCACCUCAGGUUCUUCCCCUGGGUGGUCGACGAGGUGUACUUCAAGGUGUGGAGGCAGGGGAGGACAGGGUACCCUCUCGUCGACGCCGGGAUGCGCGAGCUCUGGGCCACCGGCUGGCUGCACGACCGGAUACGCGUCGUCGUCUCCAGCUUCUUCGUCAAGGUGCUCCAGCUUCCAUGGCGCUGGGGGAUGAAGUACUUCUGGGACACCCUGCUCGACGCCGACCUCGAGAGCGACGCGCUCGGCUGGCAGUACAUCUCCGGCUCUCUCCCCGAUGGCCGUGAGCUCGACCGCAUCGACAACCCUCAGCUUGAAGGAUACAAGUUUGAUCCGCACGGGGAGUAUGUCCGGCGAUGGCUGCCGGAGCUGGCAAGGCUGCCGACGGAGUGGAUACACCACCCAUGGGACGCACCGGAGUCGGUGCUCCAGGCUGCAGGGAUUGAGCUAGGCUCCAACUAUCCUCUCCCCAUCGUGGAGCUGGACGCGGCGAAGACCAGGCUGCAGGAUGCACUGUCAGAGAUGUGGGAGCUCGAGGCCGCGUCACGCGCAGCGAUGGAGAACGGAAUGGAGGAGGGCCUCGGCGACUCCUCCGACGUGCCGCCGAUCGCCUUCCCACCGGAGCUGCAGAUGGAAGUUGACCGAGCACCGGCCCAGCCUACUGUUCACGGACCGACAACGGCUGGCCGGCGACGAGAGGAUCAGAUGGUUCCCAGCAUGACCUCCUCGCUGGUCAGAGCUGAAACAGAACUUUCAGCGGAUUUUGACAACAGCAUGGACAGUAGGCCGGAGGUGCCGUCGCAGGUGCUCUUCCAGCCUCGGAUGGAAAGGGAAGAAACAGUGGACGGCGGCGGUGGCGGCGGAAUGGUCGGCAGGAGCAACGGCGGCGGCCACCAAGGCCAACACCAGCAGCAACAGCACAACUUUCAGACUACAAUUCACCGGGCACGGGGCGUUGCGCCGUCUACGUCAGAGGCAUCAAGCAACUGGACUGGGAGAGAAGGCGGCGUGGUGCCCGUCUGGUCGCCUCCGGCAGCGUCAGGCCCCUCAGAUCACUACGCUGCCGAUGAAGCUGACAUUACCAGUAGAAGUUAUUUGGACAGGCAUCCACAGUCGCAUACGUUGAUGAACUGGAGUCAGCUCUCGCAGUCAUUGUGAGUUCACACGCACGGACAACAGGCUGGGAAGUGGAAAAUUAAUGCUGAUUGUCAGAAUUAAUCAUUAGGAAGGUCGACAUUGAGAAGAAUUCAUAUGUAAAUUAUCACCUUUUGUUUGUCUAUAGCCUUGGUGUGCAUGAAUCAAGUGAUGAAGCUUCCUUGAUGCAAUAAUGAUUAUGUAAAGCUAGUUUUACAGAACAUUUGUGGUAUAGGUUUGCUAGUUGUCAAAAGGAUAUGUACUAUUUGUUAGAUAAGAGGUUAUUCUAGCAUUAUGUCUUAGACUUGUACAUUCUCCCUUUGGUUAUUGUAAUCUUGGUGGAAUAGUCAUCACAGAGAUCUCAGUUAGACUCA